AUGUCCACACCUAAGCAACGUUUUUUGGAGAGCUCCGUUUGGGCGGCGGCCUUGUUUUUGUUAAGUGGAUUGCAACCAGCUCCCGGAGUUGUGGGAUUCGGGAUUAAUUUGAUGAAGGUGCCCGCCGAAAAUAAAGGACUCGAAGCUUGCAUUCUCGCCCUACUUCGAAAGUACUUUGAGUCUGGCGAUGGGCUCUCUGGUUCGGUGCUUUGCUUUAAUCGAAAUUAUCAGCUACCAUAUCUGCAAGACCAAAUAUUAAGGGGCAUGAACUCGUAUGAGGGCUAUCCAUGGAGUCUUUUGAUUACUAAUUUCAGAGAGAGUUUCUCAUCCUCGGAAUUGCAGAUGCAGGAAAAGCCGCAGUGCUAUUUCUUAAUUGUGGAAAGUCUGGAGGAUGAAGACCUGGAUGAGGUGUAUGAGCAUUGGAAGAAUAUGGUGAACUGGAAUCCAUUGGCCCAGUUUGUAGUCUUCUUGGCCACCACGGAGGAAACGGAUGAGGAAAUGACUGAUGUGAUGGUUGAGGUGCUCCUCACAUUUAUGAACAAGAAGAUCUUCAAUGUGAAUAUCAUAGGCCAGAGCGAGGAAAAUGAAUUCUUUUAUGGAAAGUCAGUAUUUCCGUAUCAUCCGGAUAACAAUUGUGGUAACCGUGUAAUUUCUGUAGAACUACUUGAUGCCUGUGAUUAUGUUGGUGAUGAAAAUGAGGAGGAAGAUGAAGACGAUGGCGAUGGUGAGCAAGAUGGUGAGCAGGAGGAAGAUGGAAGUGAUGGUGAGCAGGAGGAGGAUGGCAGUCAGGAAAAUAUAGACAAAAAUGCUUCAGAAGAUACAGAAAACGAUCAACCAGAUAUACCAGAAAAUGGUAAUGAAAAUAAAGCUUUCAAUAAAACCGAAAUUUCCAGCGAGGAUCUGGGAAACCAAUCCGAGGAAAAAAGAGACAACUCAAAUGUUACAGAGCCAGAAGUCAUCAUAGAAGAGUUUUAUCGGGCCAAGUUUGAGGACAAAUUCCCACGCGAUCUCAGUGGAUGUCCUCUAACAGCUGCCUUCCGUCCCUGGGAGCCAUAUAUUUUUCGCACCGAAGUUGACGAAACAACAGACGAUUAUUAUUACGGCGUGGGCACUGGAGAAGAUUACAAUGAGACCUCAAGUUAUGGGGACUCGGAUGACGAAAGCUAUGUAGAUCCGGAAGCAGAUUAUGACAAUCCCGCAGAAGACACAGAGACGGAAAGUACUCCAAAAGUUAAGCUCAACGGGAUUGAAUAUGAAAUGGUACAGACCAUAGCCGAACGUUUACAUGUAAAUAUAGAAAUGCAAAAGGAAAACACCAAUUUGUAUCAUCUUUUUCAACGGUUAAUUGAUGGUGAAAUCGAAAUGAUCGUGGGAGGCAUCGACGAGGAUCCCAGUAUUAGCCAAUUUGUAUCCAGCUCAGUGUCUUAUCACCAAGAUGACCUUACUUGGUGUGUCGCCAAGGCAAAACGGCGAUAUGGAUUUUUUAACUUUGUGGAAACCUUCAAUGCUGAUGCUGGAUUUUUAAUGGGACUGUUUGUGGUUGUUUGCUCCAUUGUGGUUCUACUGGCGCAGCGGGUAUCCCGAUUCCGCUUGCGAAACCUCAAUGGAUAUUUCUCUAUUUGUUUGAGGAUAACGGGGAUUUUGCUGAAUCAGGCCAUUCCCAUGCAGGACUUUCCUCUGACUCUAAGGCAGCUGUUCGCCAUAUCCUUUCUAAUGGGAUUUUUCUUUAGCAAUACGUAUCAGAGUUUUCUUAUUAGCAGCUUGACCAACCCACGCAGCUCCUAUCAGAUUCACACCCUGGACGAAAUUCAUAGCCAUGGCAUGGUUAUUAUGGGCACUUCCGAAAACGUUCGCCACUUUAAUAAGGAAGGGGAGGUUUUCAAGUACAUUCGCGAGAAAUUCCAGAUGUGCUAUAACAUAGUGGACUGCUUGAAUGAUGCCGCUCAUAAUGAUCAUAUUGCGGUGGCCGUUUCCCGACAGCAUUCCUUUUACAAUCCCCGAAUCCAAAGAGACCGACUUUAUUGCUUCGAUCGGAGAGAAUCCUUGUACGUCUAUCAGGUGACCAUGUUGCUACCGAGAAAGUAUCAUCUUUUACACCAGAUUAACCCCGUAAUUCAACACAUUAUCGAAUCGGGUCAUAUGCAAAAGUGGGCCAGAGACUUGGACAUGCGGCGCAAGAUUCACGAGGAGAUCACACGCGUCAGGGAGGACCCUUUCAAGGCCCUGACCUUCGAUCAGUUCCGAGGAGCGUUUGCAUUUUCUUUUGGCCUACUAUUAAUGGCCAGCUGUGUGUUUUUCAUGGAGUGCCUUUAUGUGAAGUGCUUCAAUAGAGCUAAAAAGAGAAAGUUGCUUAAAAAGUUGACCAGUAAAACCAAAACAAGAAUAUAA
Messenger RNA from Drosophila bipectinata, 2388 nucleotides. It is a transcript of the gene Ir87a, whose product is annotated as Ionotropic receptor 87a. NCBI's taxonomy places the organism in Eukaryota, Metazoa, Arthropoda, Insecta, Diptera, Drosophilidae. The record is from RefSeq and is a predicted model, not a curated record.